CUAGUAGAAAUCAUUUCCUCGUGCCACAGCAAGGACUGCUUAACUCACCUACUACUUUCCAGUUACCAGUUACCUCCAUUUAUGGACCAUUCUACAUUCUUUUUCUCUUCUAUCCAUUCCUGAAUCCUCUUUUGACUUUUAUCGAUUUCCUUUUUGCUUCUUAUUUUCCAGAUUUACUCCUUUUCUUCCAUUGAUUUUCGAUCUGUUUUUGCUUCUUCAUCCAUUUUUGUUCUUGUAAAUAUCUUAUGCUUCAGAUUGAAGAAUUAGGUUAUCUGUAAUUAUAGCAAUGUCGUGGCUUCUUAAGCAUGUCGUUCGAACUGGAUGUCUUCAAUCUUCUUCGAGAUUUCGAGCUUUACAACAUGUCGCUAGAGCUUAUGCAACUUCUGGGAAAGAGAUUACUGUGCGGGAAGCUCUAAAUUCUGCACUAGAUGAAGAAAUGGCUGCAGAUUCUAAAGUUUUUUUGAUGGGUGAAGAGGUUGGUGAAUAUCAAGGAGCCUACAAGAUCUCCAAAGGGCUUUUGGAGAAGUAUGGUCCUGAAAGGGUUAUUGAUACUCCUAUAACAGAGGCUGGUUUCACUGGUAUUGGAGUUGGCGCUGCAUACAAAGAUCUCAGACCUAUUGUAGAAUUUAUGACAUUCAAUUUCUCAAUGCAGGCAAUUGAUCACAUCAUUAAUUCUGCUGCAAAAUCAAACUACAUGUCUGCUGGCCAGAUAUCCGUUCCCAUUGUUUUUAGAGGUCCAAAUGGUGCUGCUGCUGGAGUUGGCGCUCAACAUUCCCAGUGUUUUGCAGCAUGGUAUGGUUCAUGCCCUGGUUUGAAGGUACUCUCUCCUUAUUCAGCAGAGGAUGCACGGGGCUUGCUUAAAGCUGCCAUCAGAGAUCCAGACCCUGUUGUUUUUCUGGAAAAUGAGCUGCUCUAUGGGGAAUCUUUUUCUGUUUCAGAAGAAGUUCUUGACCCCAAUUUCACCCUUCCAAUUGGCAAAGCAAAGAUAGAACGACAAGGAAAGGAUGUCACUAUCACUGCGUUCUCUAAGAUGGUGGGAUAUGCUCUCAAGGCAGCAGAAAUUUUGGCCGAAGAAGGAAUUAGUGCUGAGGUGAUAAACCUUCGCUCAAUUCGCCCCCUUGACAGAGGGACAAUCAAUGGAUCUGUCCGUAAAACGAGUAGGCUGGUAACUGUUGAAGAGGGAUUCCCACAACAUGGAGUUGGUGCAGAAAUAUGUGCAUCAGUGGUUGAAGAUAGCUUUGAUUAUCUCGAUGCACCGGUUGAGAGGAUCACUGGUGCUGACAUUCCCAUGCCUUAUGCCGCAAAUUUUGAAAGGAUGGCUGUACCACAGAUUGAGGACAUCGUUCGAGCUGCCAAACGGGCAUGUUACAAAUCAUAGCCAUCUGCUUAGUACAUUUCAGUUAUGGUGAGUCGUGUAAAUGACUCGAAUAUGCAAUAGGUUAUGUGUUUGAGGCGAAAAGGAUUGAAGAGCCAAGCUCGGACACGACUCAGACAAGCAAGUUUAGCUAAAGGUGAUUGGAAGCUUCAGCUUUGAAGGUGCUCGGCCAGCUCGGGCGAGCACUUCAUGUUUGAGCAGGCAACUAAGCUAUUUUGAAAACAAAAUGUUAUAGACUCUGGGUGCUCAAAUGUAUGGCCCACAUCUCGAGCAAGUAGCUUGGCACGAAUUAUAAUUUUAAUCUUUUAGGAUUCUUUUAGCUUUAUCUUAUUUAAAUUAAUAAGAAGACAUCUAAAACGAAUACCUUUGGUGUUUGUGAAGUUUUAAUAAAUAACCAAA
Messenger RNA from Amaranthus tricolor (Joseph's coat), 1774 nucleotides. RefSeq names its product pyruvate dehydrogenase E1 component subunit beta-1, mitochondrial-like. The transcript has 15 exons. The record is from RefSeq and is a predicted model, not a curated record. Gene Ontology annotation, biological process: pyruvate decarboxylation to acetyl-CoA. NCBI's taxonomy places the organism in Eukaryota, Viridiplantae, Streptophyta, Magnoliopsida, Caryophyllales, Amaranthaceae. Gene Ontology annotation, molecular function: pyruvate dehydrogenase (acetyl-transferring) activity. Bases 287 to 1378 code for a protein of 363 amino acids.